AUGCAUUUUUCUCAGUUCAUCGUUAUUGCCGCCACAGUCUUCACCCAAGGCAGCCUUGCAGUUGGGGUCAAGACCUACAGUGGUCGUGACUGCACAGGCGGAGAAGUCGCUGUCACAGUCGAUGGUGGUCAAGCCUGCAGUGCUGGAAUGAAACCCUUCCAGUCUUACAGGGAGAAUGGAUUCGGCAAGAAAAACGGACAGAGAAUUGCAUUCUAUGCUGAAUCCAGUUGCAACCAAAACUCGUUCAUAUACGACACCUACUCUUAUGAUGGAGAUUACUUCCAUUCCAAGGUGUGCUACAACAUCGAUGGCCAUUCGCCUGUCAAGACUGCUCGAGGUAUCAAACUCUAUUAA
This is a messenger RNA of Fusarium poae, 354 nucleotides long. RefSeq lists its product as uncharacterized. The record is from RefSeq and is a predicted model, not a curated record. NCBI's taxonomy places the organism in Eukaryota, Fungi, Ascomycota, Sordariomycetes, Hypocreales, Nectriaceae. The transcript has a single exon. The coding region runs from base 1 to 354 and encodes 117 amino acids.